AUGAAUAAAUAGCCAAAGAAGCGAAAGUUACUCAGAUUGUGGUUGCUGCUGGAAUUGUUUAUUCGUUUAUUAUCUCUUAGGCAAUUGCAAUAAAAGCUACAAAAAUGGAUCCUGCACUUCUCCGGGAACGGGAGGCCUUCAAAAAGAGGGCUAUGGCCACUCCCACGAUCGAGAAGAAAAUUAGGCCUGAACCUCCUGCACCACCAAAAGAUGAUCCACGAAAGAAAAUGCGUCCACCGACAGCCCCAAAAUUGGAUGCUUCCACCUACAAGACGAUGUCCGGGAGUUCUCAGUACCGCUUUGGUGUCCUGGCAAAGAUCGUCAAACACAUGCGUACAAGACAUCAGGACGGGGAUGAUCACCCACUAACGCUGGAGGAAAUUCUGGAUGAAACGAAUCAACUUGAUAUUGGGAACUCGGUUAAGAAUUGGCUGCAAACAGAGGCACUGAUAAACAAUCCCAAAAUCGAGGUCAGUCCCGACAACCGAUUCUGCUUCAAACCCGUGUACAAAAUCAAAGAUGGAAAAAGCCUAAUGCGCUUACUGAAGCAGCACGACUUGAAAGGUCUAGGUGGCAUUCUGCUGGACGAUGUCCAAGAAUCUCUUCCACACUGCGAGAAAGUGCUCAAAAAUCGUGCAUCCGAAAUUGUGUACAUUAUUCGACCAAUCGACAAGAAGAAGGUGUUAUUUUACAACGACCGCACAGCCAAUUUCGUGGUUGAUGACGAAUUCCAAAAACUAUGGCGAUCAGUGACUGUCGAUGCAAUGGACGACGCCAAGAUUGAUGAAUAUUUGGAGAAACAAGGUAUCAGGUCAAUGCAAGACAAUGGGCCAAAACGAAAUCCUAUUGCGAAGCGGAAAAAGGCUCAAAGCAAGAAACGGCAAUUCAAGAAACCAAGAGACAACGAACAUUUGGCUCAUGUGUUGGAGACGUACGAGGACAAUACUUUAACCCAGAAAGGUGCCUCCGUUACCGGAUGAAAUGGCUUUUGAAAUUUCCAUAGGAAUUAAGAUUUUCUCGACAUAUAUGAUUUUAUAUAAUAAACUGAGGUUCUACAUA
Molecule: messenger RNA, 1059 nt
Organism: Hermetia illucens (black soldier fly)
Lineage: Eukaryota; Metazoa; Arthropoda; Insecta; Diptera; Stratiomyidae
Gene: TfIIEbeta
Product: general transcription factor IIE subunit 2
Exons: 5
Coding region: 105-980 (291 amino acids)
Biological process (GO): transcription initiation at RNA polymerase II promoter
Cellular component (GO): transcription factor TFIIE complex
Source: RefSeq, a predicted model, not a curated record